Uloborus diversus is the source of this 1065-nucleotide messenger RNA. Its product is annotated as synaptogenesis protein syg-2-like. Lineage: Eukaryota; Metazoa; Arthropoda; Arachnida; Araneae; Uloboridae. The record is from RefSeq and is a predicted model, not a curated record. The transcript is spliced from 6 exons. Gene Ontology annotation, molecular function: nucleic acid binding. Bases 1 to 1065 code for a protein of 354 amino acids.
AUGUGGGAUCACCUUCCUUGUAGCCCAGACCUUUCACCUCCUAGAUUCCAUGUUUCUAGUCCCAUGAAACUAGAACUUUCAAAGCGACGAUACCAUUUGGAUGACGAUGUGAAAGCUGCAACUCAACACUGGUUAUCGGACUUUGAACGGGAUUUCUUUGCAGCACGCAUCGAAAAACUUGUACUACACCUCAACAAAUGCUUAAAUAACGGAGGAUGUCACGGACUUCGAUUUGUGUACUUGGGAGUACCUGGGUCGCUAUCCAAAGGCGACCCCACCUGGCUGGACUGCGGUUACGAUCUGGAAGGAGACAAGCUAUAUUCUGUAAAAUGGUACAAAGACAAAGUGGAGUUCUAUCGAUAUUUACCAAGUGAAAACCAAUCCAAACAGAUGUUCAGCCUCGAUGGAGUGUUUUUAGAUCUGGAGAGGUGCAACGCCACUCAUGCUUUCCUGUAUACGAGCGACUUCGACACGGAAGGUACUUAUGGAUGUGAAGUGUCUAUCGAAGUCCCCUCCUACCGGACUAUUAUGUCGGAAAAGGAGCUCCGGAUUCAUGCAAUUCCGGACGGAAAUCCAAAUGUUUUUGGCUUCCUGAAGAGCUACGAUGUUGGUGAUGUUGUCAAUUUAACAUGCAUAUUUGGACCAUCUAAGCCAGCUGCCAAGUUAACCUGGUUCCUUAACGCAGAGGAGGCUCCUUCAUCCUAUGUUCAUCUGAAACUUCCUUUCCCAAUAAGCUCGGAUAAGUUGAAAAUGAGCGAAUCCAGGCUGAUCUUUCCUCUAGAACCGCAUCAUUUGUGGCAGGGAUUUUUAGCAGUGGAGUGCUCUGCUUUCUUGUCGCAGGUGCACGAGACCAGCAGCUUGGAACUGAUCUUUGGCGAAGGAACAUCGGGAGGAAUGUUUCAGCGAAUUUUACAUGCUCCCCCCGGUCGAGAGGCUCCCGUUAUUACAGGUGCAAGAUCCCGUUAUUACGUCGGAGAUGUUGUCUCGUUGAAUUGUUCCUCUUUCCGUUCAAAAGAAUUGCCUCAUCUGGAGUGGCACGUCAAUGAAGAAGAAGUAAGCUUCUAA